Messenger RNA from Aspergillus fumigatus Af293, 939 nucleotides. RefSeq names its product putative ubiquitin conjugating enzyme (UbcF). Lineage: Eukaryota; Fungi; Ascomycota; Eurotiomycetes; Eurotiales; Aspergillaceae. Bases 1 to 939 code for a protein of 312 amino acids. The transcript has a single exon. The record is from RefSeq and is a predicted model, not a curated record.
AUGACAUCCCCCUCCCACCGACGCCUCCUAAAAGAAGCUGCCGAACUCGCCUCCCACCCCUCCCCGCACUUCACCGCCCACCCUGUCUCCGACUCCAACCUCUACGACUGGCACUUCACCCUCGCCGGCCCGCCCCCUCCCUCCCCAUACGCCGGCGGCAUUUACCACGGCCGCAUCGUGCUCCCACCCAGCUACCCACUGCGUCCACCCUCCUUCCGCUUCCUCACCCCCUCCGGCCGCUUCGAGGUCAACCGCGAAAUCUGCCUCAGUAUCUCGGGCCACCACGAGGAGACGUGGCAGCCUGCGUGGGGGAUACGGACGGCGCUGCUAGCGCUGAGGAGUUUCAUGGAUGCGGAUGCGAAGGGGCAGGUGGGAGGGUUGGAUGUUGAUGUUGCUGUGAGGCGGCGGUAUGCGGUUGAGAGCCGGGGGUGGGUGUGCGAGGUUUGUGAGGGAGGGAGGAGCAAUGAGGAGGUGUUGAGGGCGUGGCGGGAGGUGUGUCGUGCCAAGGGGGUGGAGGUUGAGGAGGAUGAGGUCCAGGGUGCUGGUGCUGGUGCUGGUGCUGGUGGUACCGCGGAGAGGACGCCUUCGGGGGAAGCUGAGCCAACUCCAGAACGAGACCCGGAGGAUACUACAGACGCAAAUGCAAAUGCAAAUGCGGAGACGGAGACGGGGACAGAGUCUUCUCAGAAGGAAUCAGAACCCCGACCAUCGAAGCAUGCUACGCCGCAGCAGCAGGUGCAAGUACCGGUGCCUUCUGUGCCAUCUGCACCUGCGCCAACACCUGCGCCAACACACACGACUCCAGUCCCGACUACCACUGCUACUACUUCUCAACCCACUACAACAGAUGCACCGUGGCUGGAUCGAGCUAUCCUAGGCGUUCUCGUCGCGUUGGCGUUCAUGAUCGUACGGCGGCUUGCCAAGUCGGAGGAGGUUUAG